UCGAGCGCUGACACGAAUGUCCCACAGUCUGAAUGGUUUUGCAAACUACGACACUGCGAAUGGCAAAAUGUCUUCCAGGGAGCUGUAGUUUCUUAAUGAGGGAAGUAAAGUUCCUUCUCUGAGUGUGGUAAUUGGAUGUAUCGACCGUCGCAGCACAGUGUGUGUGGAGCCUGACAUUCCUCGCAGGGCUGUGUGCGAUCGUCCCUCCGCUUUUCUGAGCAUUAUCACUGCGCCUGCUUCAUCGGCAAGCGUGUGUUUGGACAUCUAACCCCCCUCCGACCCCCCACCCCCCCACUUCCUGAGGCCUGUCGCCACGACAACCAUGGACUGCGGAUUGCGUCUGCCGCCCGUCAUUGAAGAGGUCUUGGAUCCUGCAGACGAUGUGUGUGACUUGAAAGCGGAGCGGCCUGGCAUAGGCAGCGAAAUGACGGCCAAAGAGCGAGGCUCGCUUGAGGACAAGGAGGAGAGAGACCAAGAGGAGCUGGAGGCCGGAAACGGAGAGAAGGGACAGGAGGAUGAGCGGGAGAAGAAGGAGGUGAAGGAGGAGACGCCGGAGGAGGAGAAGGAGGGCCACAGAGAGGAGCAAAGAGGACUGGAGGACGAAGAUGAACUGGAGGUGCUGCGGUCGCAGGUGGUGCAGCUGCUCCUGGAGCUGGAUGAGACCAGAGAGGUGUCGCAACGGCACGAGGAGAGCUACAACGAGCUUCAGGGUCUGUUGGAGGAAGAACGUCUGGCAAGUGCCCACCAGGCCGAGAGCUUUACGAGACAGAUCCAGAGACUUCAAGCCCAGCUGCGUUCGGUGCAAGAAGAGCUGGACAGCCUUGAGGAGGAGAAGGCCAGCGAGCUGUGGGAGGCACAGGAGGAGCUGCGUGUGGCACAGGAGGAGGUGCAGGAGCUGCAGCAGGCGGCAGAGGAGGCGGCAGCCGAGCGAGAAAAUGACAUCGCCCUGCUGCAGGAGGAGCUGUGUCGUCUGCGCGCCGAACUGGAGCGUCUGCGUGGCACCACGCAAGAGUACGAGCUGGAGCUCACCACAUUACGGGCCGAGAUCAGCAUGAAGAACCAGCGCAGGGAAGAACAGGAGAAAGCAGGAGGAGAAGGUGACAUGGACCAGCUGAUGGAGGAGUGUCGCUCCUUGAAGGGCGAGUGUCAGACCCUGAAGAACGACAACAAGCAGCUUUCUGAGAAACUGGAGAUGCUGGAGCAGCAGCGAGCCAGCUCAGCUGAUUCAUGCCUGGCCCUGAAAGCAGAGCAGAGUGAUGGAGAAAAUGACACUGAAAAAGAUGUAGAGAAAGAGGUGACGGCCGAGUGUUUCGUCAACACGUUGGAAGCAGGUGGGAAAUGGGUGGACGCUUAUACCCAAAAGAACAUCUCGUUUGAGGGGAAACCCGUCACCCCGACGGGCAUGAGUGGAGGGUUUUCAGAGGUGUUCGCUCUCAGAGACCAGGUGAAACAGGCAGAGGAGAAAGCAUCACAGGUCCAGAGAGAGUGUGAAGGACUGAAAGGAGAGCUUAUUGAACUGCAGGGGCUGUAUGAAAGCAGCCAGAGGGAGAGGGCGGAGCUAGAGGCGGAGCUGCAGCGCUGUAGGGCGGAGCUUGAUCGGCUGGCUGGGAGGAAGGCUCAGAGCUCCACUCCUUCGUCUGAGUGCCCUAUUCUCUCCAUACCCUUCAUAGGAAUGGUUGUAAUAAUGGGCCUGAUAUGGUGCUGCUGGAAGGAGCUCUUGUCCUAAAGGGGGAAAGGAGAGUGAGGGAGACUGGAACCUGGUGAUGGUUGUUGCGGUGGCAGCAGCAGCAGUUCUUCUCAUUCCCAGUAUUACCAGAGCUCUGGCCUGAGCGCUGGACAGGAAGUGACCUCAUCAUCCCACUCUGCCCACGGUACACAAUUCUACCACCCCAACCACACUUAACCACCAAUGGGAACCGAAACCAUCACUCGCCUGGGACAUAACAGGAACACAAAAACACAUGGCUUCCAAACGUGACGCUUUUCGGUGUGCAUUGUGAUGCUGGUUGUUUGCCGUCUCAACUGCUUUGCCCUGCUUUUGUAGACAAUCAUAUCCGUCUUGACCAGCAAUGCUACAGACACUGACGCUAUGCUGUGGAUAUUUAGGACGACUCCCGAGAGCUUUUGAUUGGUCUGGCUCCCCGCUUUCCAUUUCAUCUGUUGUGUUUUCUUUCCCAAAACUAUUUGCCUUAUCAUUUUUCAAUAGAACAUUUGCACAUUUUACCUCUGUGAACAGAUUCCCGAUCUCUUGGGGCCCGAAGAGGACGCCGUUCUCCAUCAACAACGCUUUUGGAUGCAGCAUAUUGCUUUGUGCUUCAUUGCUUUUCGAUUAGGUAGGAGCAUGCAGUACUUAUUUAAUCUUCCUGGAUCUUCCCAUUUUUAAUAAUUACGUACCGAAGUUUCAACACAGUAUCAGAAUAGUUUGUGUUUAGGUUCACUUCUUUCAUAGUCGACAAUGGCAUGUCGAAAACUCUGUAUGUAACUGUACAGUACUUCUCUAUAUGCUAGCAAAGGAGAAUACUCAUGUAAUACAUUUUAUCAUGUGAAAAAAUCCAGAGUUUGAAGAUCCCAGGUGGGUUAAGCUUAUUCCAGCAGGUGAACGUGCUUAUUUUAAACUUACACAGAUAUUUUUGUAUCUGAAUUGUUUAUUCCAAGAUUGAUUUUGUGCGUGUAGAUUGAUAAAUGAUGCUAAAGAGUGAUAGAUAUUUUUAUACAAGGGUUGACUAAUGUAUACACUAAAAGAACACUAAAAAGCUCUGAAAUGAGUGUAAUGAACAAGCACAUAUCUACUGUAAUUCCACAAUGCAUUGAUGAUUGCAUCUGAGGUUAUUUGCUGUUUUUUUUUUUUUGCAUGUUUGCAAAGACAAAUGAUUUACAGUAGAAGUCAAAAGUUUACAUACACCUUGCAGAAUCUGCAAAAUGUUAAUUAUUUUACCAAAAUAAGAGGGAUCAUACAAAAUGCAUUUUUUUUUUAAUUAGUACUGACCCGAAUAAGAUAUUUCACAUAAAAGACUUUUACAUAUAGUCCACAAGCGAAAAUAAUAGCUGAAUUUAUAAAAAUGCUCCCUUUCAAAAGGUUACACACACUUGAUUCUUAAUACUGUGUUGUUACCUGAAUGAUCCACAGCUGUUUUUUUUUGUUUAGUGAUAGUUGUUCAUGAGUCCCUAAUUUGUCCUGAACGGUUAAACUGUCUGAUGUUCUGCAGAAUUCUUUGUUUUUUCAGCAUUUUUGUGUAUUUGAACCCUUUCCAACAAUGACUGUAUGAUUUAGAGAUCCAUCUUUUGAGUACAACUGAGGGACUCAUAUGCAACUAUUACAGAAGGUUCAAAUGCUCACUGAUGCUUCAGAAGGAAACACAGUGCAUUAAAGGCCGGGUGGGUGAAAACUUUUGAAAUUUGAAGAUCAGGGUAAAUUUAACUUAAUUUUGUCUUCUGGUAAACGUGUAAGUAUCUUCUGUAGAUUCUGAAGGACAAUACAAAAUGACAAAAAUAUGAUAUUUAGGCAAAAUAAGAAAAAAUGUACACAUCUUCAGUCUGUUCAAAAGUUUUCACCUUAAUGCUCUUAAUGCAUCGUUUUUCAUCUGGAGCAUCAGUGCGCGUUUGAACCUUCUGUAAUAGUUGCAUUUGAGUCCCUCAGUUGUCCUCAGUGUGAAAAGAUGGAUCUCAAAAUAAUACAGUCAUUGUCAGAAAGGGUUAAAAUACACAAAAGUGCUGAAAAACCAAAGAAUUUGUGGAACCUGAAGGAUUUUUCUGAAGAACAGCAGGCAGUUUAACCGUUCAGGACAAGCAAGGAACUCAUGAACAACUCUGACUAAACAAAUAAACACAGCUGUGGAUCAUUCCGGUAACAGCACAGUAUUUAGAAUCAAGUGUAUGAAUACUUUUGAACAGGGACAUUUUUAUUAAUUGAACUAUUAAUUUAUCUUGUGGACUAUAUGUAAAUGUAUUUUAUGUAUAUCUUAUUCAGGUCAGUACUAAAUAAAAAAUAACAUGCAUUUUGUAUGAUCCCUCUUAUUUUGGUAAAAUAAAGAACAUUUUGCAGAUUAUGCAUGGUGUAUGUAAACUUUUGACUUCAACUGUAUAUGUCUAUUCAAUCUCUUCUCUCCAAGGAAACAAACAGUGUUGGAAAGGUUUUACAGAAAGUACAAAAACAGUGGUUUUCAACUGGUAUCAGGACCCAAAAAUACGUUUCAGGUCUUUUUUUCAGGAGAAACAAUCCUAAAACGCUGUAGCGGAAUUAAAAAGCUUAUAAAAAUGCAAAACAAGACCUGAAAUGCUUUCCCAAAUCACAUCAUGCAUAUUGUUGGGCCUAUGCAGUUUUUAAUAUAUAUACAGUAUAACAUUUUUUUAGUAGUGUUUGGUUGCCACUUAAUGUGUAAUUGUGCAAUAUAAAACCAGUUGAGAACUACUGUCAUAAACCAUUACAGAAAACCAUAACAAAGAUGUUUCUUACAAUGCAAUUCAAAUCUGUAGCAUAAAUAAACAGCAUGAAUUGAUUAUCUAGCUAAUAAAGAGUGCUAGAAGCAUAAACUUCCAUACUGCCUUUCACCAAAAAAAGUUAAAUGAUGUAUAUUUCACUUUAAAACUGAGAAACAUGUACUUAUAUGUAGCUUUUUACAUCAGAGGUAACAAUUUUAAGGUGUUUGUGUGUGUAGGGAUUAUUACAGACGUACCUUCCUGUAUGAAGAUGAAUAAUACCAACUCAUGAUUCUGCUAAAUGAAUGCUUUGAGCCUUGAGGUACUAUUUAUUAUAAACAGAAUCCAUUACUUUGUACUUACAGUAUCUAUUGCUAUAUAAUCGUUUCUGGUAUACACACACAAGUUGUCUUCACCUUAUGUCUUUUGGUGUCAUUUCCAACAAACAGCACAAAGUAGACUUCUUAUCAAAGUGACUAAAUCAUAGUAGACAUAUGUGCUCGUAGACGGCUGACUAGCGUUGUGGCAGUGAUCUUUGUAGUGUGAAUUUAAGACCUGGCCUUAGUCUCAGUGUUUGGGAAUAUCCGCAGUAUCCCAAGGUCGUUCCAGUGCCGUUUUCUGCAGAACUCUGUGGUAGCACAACUGAAUGUUCAAUGUGUGACGUUCUAUAAGACAGUGCAUGCUACACAGUGAUUUGUCUUUGAAAUAAACAUGCUAUUUGUCCUGCACUGCAUUGCAGGUUUGUUACUUUGAUGGAAUAUGAAGGAGCAAAUUUAUUUUACUCUUCCACUCGGCACUUGUAAAUGAUGUAAUAUGUACAGAUUGUGUUUUUGCAUGUCUGUGGAAGUAGAUUCUGCAUGCUGAGUGAUAGAAACCAGUGGUAGCUUUUAGCUCCUGUGACCAUUUCGUACGAGUAGACUUCGCAUGAUUUGUCCAAAUUUAAAUUUGACAAGUUUUUAAACUUUUUGCAUUUGUUGUGUGUUGAGGAUUGAAUACUAAUGUUGUUUAUGUUCCCUUUUUUAAUUUUAGAUGACACUGUUAUAAUCUGAAAUGGUCCAGAAUAUUUCCAAAUACGCAUUUAGAGUAAAUAGCAACUUUUGGAAAGCUUAGGCUUUCUCCAAAUGGACCUUAUUAUCAACUAUUAUAUAAAUUAUAUAAAUGAUUCACUUUAUCAAUAAAUUUUGAAUGUCAUGUUGUCUUUAAUUUUAAAGGAAUAGUUCAUUUAAAAAAACGCAAUCAACAUCAGGGCUCAGGCCAUCCAAGAUGGCAAAAUUUAGCACUCACUUGCUCACCAGUCGAUACUAUGCAGUGAAUGGGUGCCGUCAGAAUGAGAGUCCAAACAGCUGAUGAAAACAUGACAAUAAUCCACAAGUGUGACUGUAGUGAAGUGAAAAGCGGCGUGUUUGUAAGAAACAAAUGCAUCAUUAAGGCAUUUUAACGUUAAACUGUCACUUUUGACAGUUUUUUAAUUCAUUAUCAAGCUUCCUCCAGUGAAAACGUCCAACUUCUGUUGUCCUCUCACAUCAAAAUCCAACAACAUAUUUGUUUCAAACUGUUUUUUGCUUGUAAACAGUGCUUUAUCUGCAUAUUUCUCUCCUGAUUUCGACUACUUUUUCACUGGAAAAAGCAAUAUUAUAGAGAAUAGAGGACUCGCAUUUUAGCCUUAAGCAAUGGUUUGAUGUUAAAAAUGCCUUAAUGCUGGAUUUAUUUUUUACAAACAUGCAGCUUUUCACUUUACAAGAUGUUAUAUGAUAAACUGGAUUUGUGUGGAUUACUGUUUGGGCUCUCAUUCUGACGGCACCCAUUCACUGCAAAGGAUCCGUUUUUGGGUGAACUGUUUCUUUAAGUCCAUUCUCUGCAUUUCCACUCCAGUCCAGUUCUCUUUUCUGUUCUGUUCUUCUUGUAAUUAAAGUCUUUUGGUUUUCGAGAGAAUCACACAUUGUACAGCCUAACAAAAUGAUGAGAAAUCCAUUUGUAAACGGCGCUUUCCUGAAUGUUGGAGGGUGGUAGAUGUAGGAGAUGUCGGUGUGUGGCGUUGUGGCGAUGCUGCUGCGUGUCUGUGUGUGUUUAUGUAAUUGUUCUGUACAGUGUCUUUGACAUGUUUACAUGUUGUCUCGCCUUAACAGGCAUUUAUUUAAAAAGAAUAAUGAAAUCUGAAGUAUUUUGGUAACCAUGUAUAUUUUGUAAAUGAACAGGAACUAAUAAAGUAGUUUAUCCAGAGCAUCGUGAUUUAA
Labeo rohita (rohu) is the source of this 6650-nucleotide messenger RNA. RefSeq names its product coiled-coil domain-containing protein 136 (gene ccdc136b). The record is from RefSeq and is a predicted model, not a curated record. Lineage: Eukaryota; Metazoa; Chordata; Actinopteri; Cypriniformes; Cyprinidae. Gene Ontology annotation, cellular component: acrosomal membrane. The transcript has 10 exons. Gene Ontology annotation, biological process: single fertilization; acrosome assembly. The coding region runs from base 323 to 1726 and encodes 467 amino acids.